Podarcis lilfordi (Lilford's wall lizard) is the source of this 2020-nucleotide messenger RNA. Lineage: Eukaryota; Metazoa; Chordata; Lepidosauria; Squamata; Lacertidae. The record is from the annotation of a GenBank genome assembly.
AUGAAGUGUGUUCUGCUCUUCGCUCUUCUGCUGCUGCUGCGCCUUCUGCCUUGGGGCAAGACCCAGAUCGCGGUCCCUACUCCCAACAAAGACGCCCGGCCGCUGAGCGAGACCAAUGGAUCGACGUGCGCCAAGUGGCUGUACGGGACCGUGCCGCCGCAGGUGGAAGCUUUCCAGUGCGCGGGGCAACCCGACGGUGCCGAAGUCAAGUUCUGCUGCGGGACCUGCGACCAGACGCGCAAUUGCUCCUUCGAAGAGCUCGCCGAGGGCUCCCCAGCGCGCCCCACCGACGGCAAACGGGAGCCGUGCCCUCCAGUGCAAUGUAAGGCAGCCACCUACUUUCGCAUCUUUUGGCACCUCCGGGGGACACUACUUGAGCCUCAUAGGCGUAGCCAGUAUUUUUGUUAGGGGGCGCAGACCUCAGAUUUGUUAUUAUUUGUAUUAAUUUUGAUUAAUUGGGGAGGCAGCUGUCCCUGGGGCCCCUUGGCUGCGCCCAUUGUGCGCCUCAUUCUGAAAGCGAAACUACUGCUUUCUCUUUUUUGGACAUGGGUCUCCCGCUCCCCUUUCGGUCUAUUUAUGUCUUCCCCGCUCAUGAUCUUGCGGUGAAGCGCAGAGGUGUACACUGGACGAGGAGAGCACCUUCGGUGCCCCUUCCGCCUCCCCAAGAAGGCUGCGCGCUAUCGCUUGGGAAGGGUAGCUGGGAACGGGAACUCCAUUAGGGUGAAGUCCAGUGCGCAGAAGAUUUGCGGGGAGGGCAAGAAGGGCUUCGAAGGUGCUUCAGGGGGGUCGUCUGGGCCCAGUCUUAGGCUGCGCUAAAACGUCUUAAGGUGCUGUGAGAAAUUCGUUGGUUUUUAACGCGCCAGAAGACUCUAAGUUGGCACGGACGGGCAAGAUUUGUAUGGGGGCGGGCGGGAAUUCUCCCAACGAAGUCCAGGGUGUCCUGUUUUCUAGGUUGCUUCGGUGCAGAGACAUUUGUCCCAGGGAGUCUUCUCAGCCGAGUGCAGUCAGGCUCCAUUAAGGAUAUUGACUCCUGAAGUUAGAGAUGGGGGAAAUUGUUGCAGUGUGCGAUACUUUGCCUAAAGAUGCUAGCCAUACCACCCCUCUCCGGAUUUUUGGUUAAAAUCCCUUGCUCCAUUCCUGGAGAGUCCAGUUUGUCCCGUUGAGCAGAACAAUCGAGCAAAUGGGUAGCAGAACAAGCACUGAUCAAUAUCUUUCUUUUGUUUCAGACUGGCUGUUGGUGACCGUUUUUUGUGUUGGAGUUCUUGCUACUGUGAUAUUCUACUGGGGUUUUUACCGCCCUUGCAGAAAAUUCUGGCUUACGGAGACAGUCACCUUUGAAGUACCAGAGGAGAUCGAGGGAGAGACCGGCUCUUCUGUGAAACCCCGUGAAACCUACACCAGAUUGGAUCAGCUAUUGCCUGUUGGUGCACUGGGUCCUCCAAGUCUCCAUGACGGUCCUGCUUCUACCUCCAGCGAUGCCCCCAGUGAGCAGCCUCCAGCUCCCCCCAGCAAUGCCCCCAGUGAGCAGCCUCCAGCUCCCCCCAGCAAUGCCCCCAGUGAGCAGCCUCCAGCUCCCCCCAGCAAUGCCCCCAGUGAGCAGCCUCCAGCUCCCCCCAGCAAUGCCCCCAGUGUGAAGCCUCCAGCUCCCCCCAGCAAUGCCCCCAGCGUGAAGCCUCCAGCUCCCCCCAGCAAUGCCCCCAGUGUGAAGCCUCCAGCUCCCCCCAGCAAUGCCCCCAGCGUGAAGCCUCCAGCUCCCCCCAGCAAUGCCCCCAGCGUGAAGCCUCCAGCUCCCCCCAGCAAUGCCCCCAGCGUGAAGCCUCCAGCUCCCCCCAGCAAUGCCCCCAGUGUGCAGCCUCCAGCUCUCCCCAGCAAUGCCCCCAGUGUGCAGCCUCCAGCUCGGAUGCCUGGGAAUGUGGCCGUCGUGUGGUUUUCAACAGGACUUGUCCCAAUUCGGAUGGAAACUCCUCCCCCGCAGCGGAACCGGGGCCGCCGAAGACCCCUGACUCGCCCCGAAAACUAG